UUUUUCUAGUGAGUUGACUUGGUCAACAUCAAUUGAAGAUAUACACAAAAGAAAGAAAAAUCAAGUGAAGAGUUGAUCAGUGCAGAGCAUCCACAUGGAACACGUACAAGGACCUCCUCCUCCGGCGGCACCCAGUGCUUACUUUCCGAUGGCUCAUCCCGUCUCGGUCAUCGGUCCUCAAUACUGCUACCCUCAGCCGGUAGAUCUGGCCGUCGUCCGCAAGGUUCUGGCCAUAACCGAGGGCAACUUUGCCGUCACCGACAUGAAUGGCAACAUCAUGUUCAAAAUCAAAGGAAAAUUCCUCAGCAUCCACGACCGUCGAAUCCUCACCGAUGCCGCCGGAAACCCCAUUUGCACUCUUCGACCCAAGAUCAUGACUGUUCAUGAUAGGUGGCAAGUAUUCAGGGGAGAAAGCACGGAAGAUAAAGAUCUGAUAUUCACUGUGAAGCGAUCUUCCAUGAUCCAAUUCAAGACCAAGCUGCAUGUGUUCUUGGCGAGCAACCCAAAAGAGGAUGUUUCUGAUUUCAGAGUGGAAGGGAGCUGGCUUGAAAGAUCCUGCACCGUUUAUUCCGGCGAGUCUAACACCAUAUUGGCUCAGAUGCACAAGAAGCACAGUGUUCAAAGCGUGUUGCUUGGGAAGGACAAGUUCAUGGUGACGGUGUAUCCCAAUGUGGAUUAUGCGUUCGUGGUGGCUCUCAUUGCCAUCCUUGAUGGGAUUAACAAAGACGACGACGACAUUGUCGAGUGAUCAUCACUCAUCGCAACCAAAUGUUCUGCAUAUAUAUAUUAUCUCUGUUAAAACUACAGGUAAAUUAGCUGUGUUAUGUGAUCAGUUAGAAUAAAGGCAGGCGGCAACCUUCUGCUUGAUUCAACUAUAAUGUGUUGUUAUGUAUUUACCUGUCUUACUUGUCAGCUUACAGUGCUGUAACAUUUUAAGAUGCAA
Molecule: messenger RNA, 943 nt
Organism: Hibiscus syriacus
Lineage: Eukaryota; Viridiplantae; Streptophyta; Magnoliopsida; Malvales; Malvaceae
Product: protein LURP-one-related 10-like
Exons: 3
Coding region: 95-748 (217 amino acids)
Source: RefSeq, a predicted model, not a curated record